ACCCUGCGGCCGAAGUCAUGAGCGCAGAGGAUGAGCUGAGCUUGCUGGUUAUCAUCGUUGACACCAACCCGAUCUGGUGGGGAAAGAAGGCGCAGGGAGAAGCUGAGCAGUUCACCCUAUCCAAAUGCAUUGAUGCAGCAAUGGUACUGGGGAACUCACACUUGUUUAUGAACCGCACCAACAGACUCGCUGUAAUAGCAAGUCACACACAGGAAAGCCGUUUCUUAUAUCCUGGGAAGCGUUGGGCUGUUGCAGAUCUCUUUGGAGAUGGUGGUACUUCCAUGGAGUAUAAUUGCUCUGGCAGCAAAGAUGGAAAAUACGAAUUGUUAACUGCAAUAAAUGAUGCAAUUGCAGAAGAGAUCAAAGACCUCAUGACAAAAACUGACAUGAGGGGGGAGCAAACAGAAACUCUGUUAGCAGGAUCGCUUGCCAAAGCACUUUGUUCUAAUGUAGAUAUCAACAAGAUGAGUAAAGAAUUAAAAGCUAAUCAAGAAAUGAAAUCAAGGAUUUUGGUUAUAAAAGCAGCAGAAGACAGUGCUUUGCAAUAUAUGAAUUUCAUGAAUGUGAUCUUUGCAGCACAGAAACAGAGUGUUUUGAUUGAUGCCUGUGUCUUGGACUCUGAUUCAGGUCUUCUACAACAGGCUUGUGACAUUACAGGUGGCAUAUAUUUGAAAGUGCCACAUAUGCCAUCCCUUCUGCAGUAUUUGUUGUGGGUGUUUCUUCCUGAUCAAGAGCUAAGAUCACAGCUUGUCCUUCCACCUCCUAUUCAUGUUGACUACAGAGCUGCAUGCUUCUGUCAUCGAAAUCUCAUUGAAAUUGGUUAUGUGUGCUCUGUGUGCUUGUCAAUAUUCUGCAACUUCAGUCCUAUUUGCAGUACAUGCGAGACUGCUUUCAAGAUAUCGUUGCCACCUGUCAUGAAAGCUAAGAAGAAGAAAUUAAAGUUAUCUGCCUAACAACAUUAUGUAAAUACCUCAUAACCUCCUCCAGCAAUUCCAUGAAAUGGAAUAUGCCUGAGAAACUGAUGGCACUUUUUAUGGGAUAGGAAAAAGAAUUGUAUGAAGUGUUAUUACUUGUUCCUUAGGGGAUAAUCUUAUGUCUUCUACACAGCCCUUUAAGUAACAGAUUACUGUAUUACCAUCUAACCUAUGCUGUUAUGAAUUCUAAUUUGUAAUUAUGAAAGGAACCAGAAGUUUGAGCUUGUUGAGAGACGUAACCCUGUGAAGUAGAAGGUACUCUGGACACUGCAAAGUUUUGCACUUCCAAGUUAUCUUAAAAGAUAAGGGAGCUCUGAUUCUUUUUCUGUUUUGGUGUACAGGUAAGAAUGACCAUUUCUAGUGUGUAGGAUUGGAACCUGAGCACUGUGUUAUUCAGGGACUUCUUGCUUGCUCUCACUAGCAAUUUUUGGACUGAAACAGCAUCAGUUUCAGAAUGAGUAAGCCAACAGUUAAAAGAAAAAAAGCAGAAUCUAACCUAUCUUUCUCAACUGGAUAUCUCUUCAUUCAUUAAUUUUUCUUUUAUGGCAGAACAUGAGUGUGCUACAUA
Indicator indicator is the source of this 1542-nucleotide messenger RNA. It is a transcript of the gene GTF2H3, whose product is annotated as general transcription factor IIH subunit 3. NCBI's taxonomy places the organism in Eukaryota, Metazoa, Chordata, Aves, Piciformes, Indicatoridae. Gene Ontology annotation, biological process: nucleotide-excision repair; regulation of DNA-templated transcription. Gene Ontology annotation, cellular component: transcription factor TFIIH core complex; transcription factor TFIIH holo complex. The record is from RefSeq and is a predicted model, not a curated record. The coding region runs from base 18 to 953 and encodes 311 amino acids. The transcript is spliced from 13 exons.